This is a messenger RNA of Oncorhynchus tshawytscha (Chinook salmon), 2746 nucleotides long. RefSeq names its product TNF receptor-associated factor 3 (gene traf3). Gene Ontology annotation, biological process: Toll signaling pathway; regulation of cytokine production; regulation of defense response to virus. Gene Ontology annotation, cellular component: plasma membrane signaling receptor complex. The coding region runs from base 395 to 2116 and encodes 573 amino acids. The transcript is spliced from 11 exons. The record is from RefSeq and is a predicted model, not a curated record. NCBI's taxonomy places the organism in Eukaryota, Metazoa, Chordata, Actinopteri, Salmoniformes, Salmonidae. Gene Ontology annotation, molecular function: tumor necrosis factor receptor binding; zinc ion binding.
AGCGGAAAUACCAUACAACACAUCAUGGCCUCUACCACUGGCUGACUACCAUUUUUUUCUUGACGGGGAUUUCCUGAGGAAGUAAGACCAAAGCAAAGGGGGCUUUCCAACCACUAGACAUCAAGACAAGAGCAAGUCAGCAGCGGCUGCUUUUUCUGCUAUAUUCCCGUAUGGAUUUUAGUACAUUUCCUUUUAACAUUCUGUUUUUAAAAUGUCAGCUACCGAUCAAAAGCCUCUAGCUGCCUGUUUUAAAACCGGCAGUGUUUGGUCGUUUUCAUUGUAAGCGGUUACAUUGUGGUGUUCAUGAACGUGCCAUUCAUCGAAGCUCCAUUUGUAACAUUGUAGCUCCUGGAAAACGGCGUUGCGUUGGCCCACGUUAUAUCUGAUUCAUGUCAUGUCAGCAGGGCGGAAUGCGGACGGGCGGGAGCUGCAGAUCCCCCUCCAGCAAUGCGCUCUCUCCCUGGCCGCUCUCUCCCUGGCCCAGCGCCCCUGGCCCAGCGACCACGUGGCAGGCUUCCUACCCCAGCACGGGGGCUUCAGGGACCACUUCGUAGCCACCCCGGAACCCAAGUACUGCUGUGAGUCCUGCAAGCUGGUGCUCUGCAACCCCAGGCAGACAGAAUGCGGACACAGGUUCUGUGAAACCUGUAUCUCUGAUCAGCUAAGCAAACCGAAUCCAGUAUGUCCAGAAGAUAAGGAACCUCUGUUCAAAGACAAGGUCUUCCGUGACGUAUGCUGCCAUAGAGAGAUCAUGGCUCUGAGAGUGUACUGCAGGAGUGAAAAGAACGGCUGUAAGGAGCAGAUCAGUUUACAGCAGGUCAUGGAUCAUUUAAAUGUGUGUCCGUAUUUUGAGGUGCCAUGCCCUUUGGGAAAGUGCAAAGAGAAGAUGAUGCGCAAAGACAUUCCUGAACAUUUGAGUUGGAAAUGUAAACACAGGGAGACCACCUGUGAAUUCUGCAUGCAGAAGAUGGCCAUGACUGAGUUACAGAAACACAAAGACACCGUUUGUCCUUCAUUUCCGGUGGCCUGCCCCAAUCAUUGUACUUUCCCCUCCAUCUUACGGAGCAAACUGACGAGUCAUCAACAUGAGUGUCCCAAGGCUCAUGUCACCUGCUCCUUUAUCCGCUUUGGAUGCAAUUUCAAGGGUCUCAACCAAGACAUGAGGGACCAUGAAUCUAGCUUUGCCUCUGAACACCUGCGGUUGAUGGCAACCAGAAACACUACACUGGAGGCCAAGGUGGAGGAUGUUAAAGGAGAGCUUCUAGAGCGGUACAAGGUUCUGCCGGGCCUGAGCAGCCGUCUGUCUGAAACAUUAUCUCACUACGAGGAGAUGAGGGAGAAGAAUAGACAGCUGGACCAGAAGCUCAAUGCCAUGCAGGAGUUGAUGAGUUCCCACUCUGAGAAGCUUCUGGAGAUGGAGCUGGAGCUGAGGUCUCUGAGGUCUGUCCGAGAGGAGGUGGAGACCCUCCGAGGAACCGUGGAGAGCAUCCGCUCCAGAGUCGCCACUCUAGAAGGAGGGCGGGGCGGGGCCAACCCAGCCACACACACACUAGAGACACAGCUCUCCCGUCACGACGACAUGCUGAGCGUCCAUGAGAUCCGACUAGCAGACAUGGACCUGCGCUUCCAGGUCCUAGAGACGGCCUCCUUCAAUGGGAUGCUCAUCUGGAAGAUCCGUGACUACAAGCGGCGGAAACAAGAAGCCGUGGCGUCAAAGACCCUGUCUCUCUACAGCCAGCCUUUCUACACUGGCUACUUUGGCUACAAGAUGUGUGCCCGGGUCUACCUGAACGGAGACGGCAUGGGGAAAGGAACCCACUUGUCGCUGUUCUUCGUGGUGAUGCGUGGCGAGUACGAUGCCCUUCUGCUCUGGCCCUUUAAGCAGAAGGUGACCUUGAUGCUGAUGGAUCAGGGCCCAGCCAGAAAGCACUUAGGGGAUGCCUUUAAACCAGACCCCAAUAGCAGCAGCUUCAGACGGCCCACAGCAGAGAUGAACAUAGCCUCAGGCUGCCCGCUGUUCGUGGCCCAGACUGUGCUGGAGAACGGUACUUACAUCAAGGACGAUACCAUCUUCAUUAAGGUCACAGUAGAUACGUCUGACCUCCCUGACCCCUGACCUAUGGUCUGUAGAGAACAGCAGAUGUAUCCGGAUCAGUUUUAUCUGUCAGAGGGAGAGGUGCCCUUAUGUGAGAGAGAUUGCAAGAUGAAAUGGAGUAAAAAAAGGAAGCAGAAGGAGAAAAGAACAGAACAAAAAAGUUAGCAGAAUAAGGUUUCUUUGCAGAUCUCAGUGUGUAGCCUAAGCCUGUAGAAAGAGCUGAGUGGACCUCCGAGCAGUAGCCUUUGGUCCCUUUGUUGCUCACCAGAGAGGUGAGAGGAUUAUUUUUCAACAAGGGAGAUAUGUCACAAGCAGGGUUGGGUAGGUUACUUUCUAAAUAUCAUCCGUUACAGUUACUAGUUGCCUUUCCAAAAUUGUAAUCAAUAACGUAACUUUUGGAUUACCCAAGCGCUUUGUUACUUUUAGAUUAUUUUCCCCUUAAGAGGCAUUAGAAGAAGACAGAAAUGUAUGUUACCAAUUGAACUACAUCUAUUGCAGGAUAAAUCAAUGUUAGUUUACAUAGCUGGCCUUAUAUGGAUGCUACAUUUUACAUUAUGGGUUGGUUAUGUAGGCUUCUUCCAACCCAUCGCUUUCUACUACAUACAAUAAUACGAUUUAAAUUAUAUCUUUACAUUAAAAACCUAACUCUGU